Molecule: messenger RNA, 1555 nt
Organism: Homarus americanus (American lobster)
Lineage: Eukaryota; Metazoa; Arthropoda; Malacostraca; Decapoda; Nephropidae
Exons: 8
Coding region: 26-697 (223 amino acids)
Biological process (GO): protein secretion; vesicle-mediated transport
Cellular component (GO): Golgi membrane
Source: RefSeq, a predicted model, not a curated record
CCAGGUUGUGUUGACAUCAGCAGCCAUGGCCAACAACAGUUCAAUAAUGUAUGGUGAAGAUCUUGACCAGGUGCCUCUUCUGGACAAUGAUGAUACACUUGGUUUUGGUGAAGAAAAUGAACCCAAGGGAAAGCUGAAACAUCCAAUGGUGACAGUGUUUCACCUUCUGUUUCGUACGGCUGCUCUGAUAAUGUACGAGUUGUCUGAGUUCAUCACUAAUGGAUUCAUUGGUUCCUUCAUUACAAUUGUUAUACUUCUCUCAAUGGACUUCUGGACAGUCAAGAAUAUCACAGGACGUUUAAUGGUUGGGCUCCGUUGGUGGAACUAUAUAGAUGACGAAGGUCAAAGUCAUUGGGUGUUUGAAGCCCAUAAGGGUGGUCUUCAGGGCAGAGUGUCGCAGACUGAAGUACGUGUAUUCUGGGUGGCCUUGGUGGUCUUCCCUGUCAUCUGGUCCAUCCUCUUCCUCAUUGCAAUAGGAUUCUUCAAAUUCAGAUGGGCUAUGGUUGUAUUGAUUGCCUUAUCCCUAACUGGAAGCAAUUUAUAUGGUUAUGUACGAUGUAAGUUUGGCAAAUCGGAGAGUAUUUCACAGUCCUUUAAGAAUAUGGCAUCAGGAUUGGUUCAGAAGCAGAUGAUAAGUAAUGUUGCCAACAUGUUUACCCGAACACCUCCGACGACAGCUCCAAGUAGCACAGUGUGAGAAUUUAGGAGACGUAGAGUUUAAAAUACUGUAUCAUGGAAAUCUUUUGUACUAAUUUCCUCUCCGUUGACUUGGUAUUUUCAAAUCACAGACUGUUGGCUUCAUUUUUUUUUUUCACUUUGAUACUGUGGGUCUUGAUCACAAGUGAAGGACCGCUUGAAAUAAAUGAAAUUCAUGGAGUGAAGUAAUCCAUUGACCUAGCUGUAAUACUGCACAUUAUUGCAUAUGGCAUUACCUUAAGAUUUUGAAUGAGGAUAUGGAUCAUGUAAUACUGUGGUGGUAUACUGUAUACUAAUACCGAUACAGAUGGAUCUAUGAAAUUGGAAUUCUAAAAUUUGAACACCUCUAAGAUUCGGAUGAUUCCUGGCCCGGAGCUUAAAUUCAAAACUCUGAAAAUCCUCCAAACUUCAAGAAAACUUUAUGUAAGUAAAUAAAAAUACAUUUAUUUUUCCUUCCGCAUAAGUGUUCUGUACUUUUGUCAGUAUAGUAUAUUUAUAUAUAUUGGAUUCAUAAUACAGUACAUACUGUACUUACAUUGUACAUGUCAUUUCUGUUGAUUUAUACCCAAAUUCGGAAAGGUCAUAAAUUGAUCCGAGUUUUAAAGUUACCAAUGUACACUAAUUAGCAUCAGGAAAUUGACUUAUGUGGAGUUAUUUUGUAUUAUGAAUCAUAUACAGUACUUGUUUUCAUUAUGUAUAUGUAUCCACACAUGCACAAUACAACCUUGGGAAUUUGGAACUGUUGGGACCAAGAGCAUGCCGGGCUUAUGAAUUUGACUUUAUGUCCCCUUCCUCCCUUGUUACAUUGUAGAACUGUACUACUUUGUUAUUCCUAAACAUUAAACAGGAACUACCUAUA